Messenger RNA from Ostrinia nubilalis (European corn borer), 3906 nucleotides. Its product is annotated as longitudinals lacking protein, isoforms A/B/D/L-like. The transcript is spliced from 6 exons. Bases 253 to 1362 code for a protein of 369 amino acids. The record is from RefSeq and is a predicted model, not a curated record. Gene Ontology annotation, molecular function: protein binding. NCBI's taxonomy places the organism in Eukaryota, Metazoa, Arthropoda, Insecta, Lepidoptera, Crambidae. Gene Ontology annotation, biological process: regulation of transcription by RNA polymerase II. Gene Ontology annotation, cellular component: nucleus.
GGAGCUUAUUUUGGGUCACUCGCGUCGCUUCCAACUUGUACUUCGUUUGGAUUUUUGUAGAGGUGCCUUUCUCUAAACUUGCAACAUAGCGUAGUUUUGUGUUUUCAAUCAAGAAAGCUGGCGGGUGUGCAAAUGUGUUAAAAUACUGUGGCAGUGUUAAUUAAAACAAAGAACAUUCAGCAUCAUUAAAACACAAUACAAUAGUUGAUGAAAUAGUCAAGGGCUACGGGCGCGGCGUGGCGAGACGGCAUCAUGGAUGACGACCAACAAUUCUGCUUGCGAUGGAACAACCACCAGUCGACGCUGGUGUCGGUGUUCGAUACUCUGCUGGAGAAGGGCAUGCACGUCGACUGCACCCUGGCGGCCGAGGGUCAGACGCUGAAGGCACACAAAGUGGUCCUGUCCGCCUGCAGUCCGUAUUUCGAGAGUGUACUAUCACAACAAUUUGAUAAGCAUCCAAUAAUAAUCCUAAAAGACGUAAAGUAUGCGGAAUUGAGAGCCAUGAUGGACUACAUGUACCGCGGUGAAGUGAACAUAUCGCAGGACCAGCUGGCCGCUCUGUUGAAGGCAGCCGAGUCGCUGCAGAUCAAGGGACUCUCGGACAACAAGCCGUCCCGGCCCCCGUCGCGCCCGCCGCAGCCCGCUGCACACCCGCCUCGCGUCGCCUCGCCCCCGCCACAGGCCCGAGAUGGUAGCAUAGACAGUCGCGAAGGUUCAAUAAGCCCCACACGCCGUAGAAAGAAAGCUCGUCGUAUGUCGAGUGAGGGACCGCCAGUCCCUAUACAGGCCCCGGUCAUAGAGCCUCCACAAGGCAACGGAGACGAAGCACCUUGCAAAGAGGAAGUCCCGAGGGACGGUGUAGAGGAUCUCACAUUAGAUGAGGAGGCUGAGGAGCCCCCGGCUGUGGGGCACAAUGACGUCGUACGCAAUUUCCAAUGGCACAUGGAACGAUCUCAAGAUGAAAUAAUGAACUCAAAUGACAGCGCGCGAGAGUCGCAAGGCGGCGGCUGCGGGCCGGCGACGGAGGACGUGUCGUUCAGUAGGAUCGGCGGGCUGUCGUGGGACCAGUGGUCGGCGCGCCUGGCUCUGCCGCUGGUGGCCGGGCUCCGCGCGCCGCUGCCCGCGCCCGGCGAGCCCAGCUUCACGUGCCCCGACUGCGGCCGCGUGUACAAGCUCAAGUCGUCGCUGCGCAACCACCAGAAGUGGGAGUGCGGCAAGGAGCCGCAGUUCCAGUGCCCCUACUGCGUGUACCGCGCCAAGCAGAAGAUGCACAUCGCGCGCCACAUGGAGCGCAUGCACCGCGAGGUGCACCUCAAGCCCGAGCAGUACAUCAAGCAGGACAACGUCGACGCCUGCACGUAGGCGCCGCGGCGAGCGCGCGGGCGGCGGGUGAGUGCGCUUGUGAUUGCACGUUCCUACUCAGCAUCAUGGCAUCCGCGGGGCGGCUCCACUAAAGCCCGGUCCGUGAGCACGUAGAAUUUUGUCCAAUGACCCCAAGCUACCCAUCCUUAUCGCUCGCGCGUAAUUAUAUUGCUGUCGCGACUGUGCGACGGGCGCCCGCAGUGUGUGUGCGAGCGCGACAGCAACAUAAUUACGCGCGAGCGAUAAGGAUGGGUAGCUUGGGGUCAUUGGACAAAAUUCUACGUGCUCACGGACCAGGCUUUACCCUUUUGAUCCUCUUUUUAAAAAGUCAAAGGCGGGAAACUCUAAAUCCUUUUCAAAAGUAAUUCGCCCGCUCGCGGAUUCCGCCCCCCGCGCCGCUCCCGCCGUCUUUGCGAACUUAGUCACUACUCAAUACUCCAUUUUAAUUAGGUACAAACCUGCUAGGUUUACAUAUCAACGUUUUGAAUUUAUCGGCGCAACAUGUUACUAGAUCCGUUAUAAUGUUUCUAUUUUUAAUGUUUCUCGUUGACCCCUUUGAAAAUCAUGAUUAUAGUUAUCGUAGAGAUUCUUAAGAGAAAGUUUUUUGAAAAUUCCCAAGUUUAUUCUGAUUGUGAUAAAUGUGAUGAAAUCUCUUAUGUGAUAGUGGCAUUAGACAGUCACGUUAGAUGUAAUGCCUUCCCCGAGGUCACAAAUAGUGCCUUCAAUUGUUACCUACUCAAUUCUAAUUAUUUAAUAUUACGCCCAGAAGUGAAAAAUAUAGAUAUCAUGAAUUUAAUCUCUUGACAAAUUACUAGUAAUAGUAUUGACACUAGUUACAGUAGAUUUGUGACAGUGUGCGCAACUGUUGCAUUUAAGUAUGUUAAGUUGAAGUGAUUUUGUAUAGUUACGCUUUUACUAAGUAUAUAUUUUUAUGUACAGCAUUUAUUAUGUAAACUAUCAUUCCUGGUUGAUCUAUUUAGGUUCCGAGAUUCGGUAGAUUCGUAAAGUACAAGUUGUUGGGUUAAGAUGUUACCAGUUGCAGUUACUCUCCUAAAUUAUCACGGCUGCGACGCGACGGUCGCGGUGGGAGUUAUCGUAGGUUUAAUCAAAUAUAUGCGAUUUAGAAAGUUUAUGUUAGUAUUCCAUAAGUUUUUAUCGGUACUCAUUCGUACGUACGGUACGGUAUAAGUUAUGUGAGCGCGUAAACUGUUAAGUUAUAUCCUUGUAUAUCGUAGUUGUAAUGCAAAUGAUGCUAUUUUCGCUUAGGUAGCAAGCUCUAGUUCUCUGCCAUAAUGCAUGUUCCCUUGUAUAAUUGUAAUACUCAUUUAAGUUAAUUUUUUAUUUCAAUUAUUUUUAGAUCUCUUUACAUCUUAUGCAUUUAUUUUAUCUUUACAUUAGGCUUACAAAUCGAUCCGAAAUAUUGUGUGAACGGAUGUUGUUCCUUACGAAGUGUACCGAUUUCUCACUGUUUUCAGUGUAGGUAUGGGGCCAACUAGCUAUAGCUGAUUCGCAACUGAGUGCCUUAAAGUUGAUAUUUUAAAAUUAAAUCGUAAAUCAUGAACACUGCCAUUAUGUUAUUAUAAUACAAUGGACCGUGCACAAUCAUUCAAUUUUGACAAGUUCAAAUUACUCUUCCAGAUAGUUAUAAGUAUUUUAAACACAUUACCAUUUAGAAAUAGUAAGGUUAGUCAUGGUACAUAUCAUGAAAAAUGACACCACAUAUUUUAUAAUCACCUGUAAAAUCAGAACAAUCGCAGAUUAAAAUAAGUAUUUACAUUGUUAUUAUUAAAAUUGAAACAGGUGGUGUGAUUUUUUUGGUAUUCUACCAAAAUAAGUUAUUAUCAGUUCGAGUUACCAUCCUGCAAUCAAAAUGUAAAGCUCAUAAGUACAACCAUACAAAUCUUGUCAGUAUAAAACUAAGUGCCUUCAAAACUUUAGUCAUUAGGGGUUAAAACGUUUCAGAUAAUUUUUGGUUUAAAUAUGAGAAAGUUGCAAAAUUCUAGGUUGUGAUUUUUAAACGAAAUUACAGAAAGUUAGUUACCUACAAAAUGAACCGCCUUCAUCCAGGUUGCAGAGUGCAUUUCAGGUUUAGAGUAAUCAGUAAAUGUUAUAUAGAUUCUGAUAAACUACAACUGUGAUAUUAUACUUUCACCAGUGCAGGCCUUGCUUCUGACCCAUCGGUCGCACUCGACGCUCAGUCAAGUGAGCCACAAUGGUACUAAUCGUCCACUAUAACUAGACUUCUGAUUAGAAGUCGAUCGGGCUGGGUCUGAGCUACUUUAUCGUUAAGAUCCUAAGGACCAUUUUGGUACGUCACCGUAUUCCAGUCGCAGGUCUAGCUAUCGUGGGCGAGUAGUACACGAACUUAUCCAAGUGAUAUUGUAAAGAAACUAGCUAUAGUAAGAAUUGCUACCUAGAAUAUUUGUAGAUGACUAGAUAGGUCUACAUCAUAAUCUGUCAGUAGAUCCAAGUUUCAGUGAUUAAAUGCAUUUGAUUGUAUUUUUAUAACCUUUUUGUAUUUUAAUAAAGUUGCUAUUCUUGAUA